Molecule: messenger RNA, 1938 nt
Organism: Rhizophagus irregularis DAOM 181602=DAOM 197198
Lineage: Eukaryota; Fungi; Glomeromycota; Glomeromycetes; Glomerales; Glomeraceae
Molecular function (GO): protein binding
Source: RefSeq, a predicted model, not a curated record
UAAUAACAUCAAAAAACAUCAAAAUUUUUUUCUUUUCAACACUUCAUUUAAUAAAAAAAAAUCAUGGAAACUCAAUCGACUAUAACUUCCACUCUGAAUUCUUUUGGAUACAUUUUAAAUGAAGGGAACAUAUUUGACCUUUUACUAGGUAAACCUGCCGGACCUACCUCCAAAAAGAUGAACGAAUACAGUGAUUAUAAUGAAAAAAAUGAUAGUAAUAUUUGUAACGACGAUAAAAAUGAUUAUGGUGGAGGAAGAUAUGAUACAAUCAUUCGUGUAGGAAUUGAACCUGAUUUAAAAGAAUUUAAAGCUGGAUCAAUUAUAUUGUGUUCUCGUUCUGAGUAUUUUCGCACUGCUUUGUCCUCUGAAUGGGCCAGAAAAGAAAACGAUAUUUUUAUUAUUGAUAAACCAAAUGUUAGGCCGAUUGUAUUUGAUAUUAUUCUCAGGUAUCUGUACAUUGGUGAGUUAAAAUUGGAUAAUCUUAAUGCCGACGAAAUUUAUGGUUUGUUUAGUGCUUCAGAUGAAUUUAUGUUAGAUGACCUUAUUGAUAACAUACCAAUUAAUACUGGGGAGAAUAUGGAUUUUUGGCCAGAUCAAGAGUGUAUUCCAGUUUUACAUUAUAUUUUUAGAAUUGAAUCUUUUUAUAAACUUCGUCGUCAUUUGGCCAAUAAGAUUAACGUUGAUCCUAAAUGGUUAACUGAAGCUGAAGAUUUAGGUACUUUAGAAGAAUCGAUCCUCUUCUCCCUUUUACUUCAAUAUAAUUUUAACCUUGAACAUACUGCCCGUUGGGAUCUCAUUAUCAAAUGGGGUUUAUUACAAAAUCCUUCACUUGACAAGGAAAAAUUAUCAGAAUGGUCAGAUGAAGAUUUCAAAUUACUUGGAAGAACUUUAGGAAACCUUUUACCAUUAAUUAAUUUCACAGAAAUUUCUCGAAAUGAUGUUCAUUCAAAAAUUCUUCCAUAUGAAAAAAUUUUAUCACCUCAAGUAAUGGAUAAUUCUGCUUUAAAAUGGUAUUUAACAAAAUAUCAACCAAAAGGUUCUCAAGGGUUAAAGGAUUCAAAUCUUAUAAAUCAUGUUCACGCUGCACAUUUUAUUAAAUGGAUAGGAUCUUUACAUAAUCAAGAACUUGAUGAAGAAAAACCCAUCAAACCUGCUUGUAGAUAUAAAUUUGAUCUUAUUUUUCGUUCAUCAAAAGAUGGAUUUUGGAAUUUUGCAGAAAAAUGUAAUCAGCAAGGUCCAACUCUAGCAAUUGCAAAAAUAGCAGGACAGAGAUGUUUAGUUGGAGGAUUUAAUCCUUAUGGACUUUUUACGGAUAAGAAAUCUCUUCAAGUACAGGAUGGUUUUAGUGUAAAAGAAAAUUUUAUUUUCUUUUUUGAUAAUCGAAAAAAAGUUCCAAGAUAUGUUAUGUCUCCUUUAAAUAGAUAUGAUACAUUAUAUAAGCAUUUCUUAUCAGAAGACGGUCCAUGUUUUGGUGAUUUAAGGUUAAUUUUGAGAUAUAACACUGGUUGUUAUGUACCUUCUUAUUAUUCUUCUUAUUCUUCUCAUAUGUAUUUUGAUAUUGAGGAAUGUGAAGUCUUUAGAGUUGUUAAAGUUGAUAAAAAUAAUCCAAGACGUAGCAGUUACAGUCAACCUUACAUUAAUGAUACUUAUGAACAUGAGAAAAGUUUAUUUGAAGAUGGUAAACGUUGUCGUCAUUGUAAAAAAUAAUUAACCUUUCUUUUUUUUUUUAAGAGCAUGAAAGUCUGGAAAUGAACAUUUAUAUCUUUUUUUUUUCAAGAGCAUGAAAGUCUGGAAAUAUGAACAUUUAUAUCUUUUUUUUUCACCCAUUUUUUUUCCUCACCCAUUUGUAUUAUAAUCACAGAAAGAAAAUGAAAUUAAUUUAUUUUUACCAUAUUUAAAAAAAAAGUUGUAAAUAAAGUUUCGUAAAUAAUAAAAGAA